This is a messenger RNA of Haemorhous mexicanus (house finch), 3271 nucleotides long. It is a transcript of the gene KANSL3, whose product is annotated as KAT8 regulatory NSL complex subunit 3. The coding region runs from base 23 to 2953 and encodes 976 amino acids. NCBI's taxonomy places the organism in Eukaryota, Metazoa, Chordata, Aves, Passeriformes, Fringillidae. The record is from RefSeq and is a predicted model, not a curated record. The transcript has 20 exons. Gene Ontology annotation, biological process: positive regulation of transcription by RNA polymerase II. Gene Ontology annotation, cellular component: NSL complex.
CGAAGGGGGCGGGGCUCCCGCCAUGUCGCAGCGCGCCGGGGACCGCGAUCGCGACCGGGAGCGCGAGCUGCAGUGGUCGGCCCGCAGGAUGGGCACGUCGCUGCUGCUGCAGCUGUCGGCGCACGAGCGGGAGCUGGACCUGGUGUGCCUCGACCACAGCUACGCCAAGCCCUGGAGCGCGCACCCCGACGCCAGCGCCGCCCGGCCCGCCCGGCUCCUCUUCCUCACCCCGCGGAGGCACCUCGGCAGCGCCCCGGAGGCCGAUGUCCCCAUCGACGUGGAGACGGUGACGCCGACGCCGGUGCCGCUGUACGACAACCAGAAGGCUCGGAGCGUGAUGAACGAGUGCGAGCGGCACGUCAUGUUCGCCCGCACCGACGCCGACGCGCCCCCGCCGCCCGACGACUGGGAGGAGCACGUCAACAGGACGGGCUGGACCAUGGCCCAGAACAAACUGUUCAACAAGAUCCACAAAGCGCUGCAGUCGGACAGGCUGGCCCGCCUGGCCAACGAAGGGGCCUGCAAUGAGCCCGUGCUGAGGAGGAUUGCUGUGGAUAAAUGUGCCCGCAGGGUGCGCCAGGCCCUGGCCAGCGUCAACUGGGACACCAAACUCAUCCAGUGGCUCCACACCACGCUGGUGGAGACCCUGAGCCUGCCUGUGCUGGCUGCAUACCUGGACGCUCUGCAGACCCUGAAGGGAAAGAUCCCUGCACUGAUUGACAGGAUGCUGCUCUCCUCCACGGCCAAGACGGGAGCAGCAGGGGCUGAGGCGCUGUCCCUGCUGCUCAAGAGACCCUGGGACCCAGCAGUGGGUGUCCUGUCCCAUAAUAAACCAAGCAAACUGCCCGGAUCCCCCCUGAUCCUCAUCGCCUCCUCCGGCCCCGCCAACUCCCUGUUCCCCACGUCCCGACGGCACCGCUUCUGGCAGUCACAGCUCUCCUGCCUGGGAAAGGUGAUCCCCAUCACCACGUCCCUGCUGAACAAUGGCAGCGGGGUGGGGGUGCUGCAGUGCCUGGAGCACAUGAUCGGCGCCGUCAGGGGCAAGGUGGCUGAGAUCCACAACCACUUCUCUCACAAGCAGAUCAUCCUAAUCGGGUGGAACACGGGUGCCUUGGUGGCCUGUCACGUUUCUGUGAUGGAAUAUGUCACUGCUGUCGUGUGCCUUGGCUUCCCACUGCUCACCGUGGACGGCCCCAGGGGGGAUGUGGAUGAUCCCCUGCUGGAGAUGAAGACCCCGGUGCUCUUCGUCAUCGGGCAGAACUCCCUGCAGUGCAACGUGGAAGCCAUGGAGGAUUUCCGGGAGAAGAUCCGGGCAGACAACAGCUUGGUGGUGGUGGGAGGAGCAGAUGACAACCUCAGGAUAAGCAAAGCCAAAAAGAAGUCAGAAGGCCUGACCCAGAGCAUGGUGGACAGGUGCAUCCAGGAUGAGAUUGCAGACUUCCUGACAGGGGUGCUGACCCGGGCCGAGAGCCACUCGGGCUCUGAGCCCCGUGACCUGGAUGCUGAGAGGAAGAAGAAGCCCCGGGAGUGCAGCAGGAGGGACCUGUCCUUCGAGCUGCCCGAGAGGAGCAGCAGACCCGCCUCCCCUGCAGCCAAAGUGCCAGCCUCACCCUCAGGCUCUGAGGACCUGUCCAGUGUGUCCAGCAGCCCCACGUCCAGCCCCAAGACCAAGGUGGCUGCCCUGGCCCUGCCCAAGCCCAGCCAGGUGGGCCCCACGCAGCUGCAGAGGAGGCAGGUGCCCAGGCCCGACGCUGUCCUGACCCACAAGCAGGCACAAGCUCAGUUUGCUGCUUUUCUGAAACAAAACAUGCUGGUGAGGAAAGCUCUUCCUCCUGGCACCUCCUCAUGUCUCUUUGUUCCAGUGGCCUCCGAGCACUCGGAGGGGGCUGACAAAGAUGAUGUGAGAGUGCAGCUGAAGAGGCAGCAGAGCCCCAGCCCGACCCCGUGCACCAAAGCCUCCAAACGAGCCAAAAUCAAGGUGACCAUUGUCUCCCACGGAGAUGCCACGGGCACUGGAGCAGCCCUGAGCACCCAGGCUGAAAUUGUCUCCGGGAAGCCGCUGUCCCUGGGCCAGGCCGUGUCCAGCACCAAGGAGCUCUCGGGGCUGCUCUCCACCCCCAAGAGCAGCCUCUGCCAGCAGCCUGCUCCAGGGGCUGAGCUUCAGCCUGCAGGACAUGGGCACCAAGGCCUCCAGCCUGGCCCCCAGCGCGGCCGCCACCGGCUCACCUGUGCAGAGCUCGGCGCUGAAGGCCCCCGGAGCCCUGCAGAGCCUGGCUGCCAUCAGCACGGACACGGGCGCCGUGGUGCGCACCAUCCCCGUGGCCACCUCGCUGGCCCUGGGGGCCUCGGCAGGCAGCAAGCCCACGGCCAUCCACCAGCUGCUGAGCAACGGGGGGCUGGCCAAGCUGGCCAGCAGCCUGCCAGGGCUGGCCCACAUCUCCAACCAGGCUGCAGGCCUCAAGGCCCCGGCCACCAUCACGGUGACACUGCGGGGACAGCCCGGCCGCGUGGGCACCCUGAGCCAGGCAGGGCUGGGCACAGCUCAGCCCCAGCUGGAGGAGCAGCCCCAAGGUCCUCAGUGACCACCAUGGAGCCCCUGUGGUGUGGGAGGCCAGGCUGGCAGCACUGGCUGGGUGUGGCAUUGCUGAGGCUGCCCUGUGCCAGCCUGGGCACCCCACGGUGGCACCUGUCCUGCACGGCACCUCCAGGACACUUUGGGGACACUUUGUGGGGCUGGCCAGCAGCAGCCAUGCUGUCCUGGGGGCUGUGGGGACCUCCAGAAUUCCUGGAGGAUGGGAAAGUAGGGGUGUUUUUCUGGGUUUGUUGCUGUUUAAUAAAAAAAUUCCUUUUUUUUAAUGGAUUUUUUAAAAUUUUGUUGUGCUUCUGGACUGAGUUUGUGGCUGUGGCCACUCUGGAGCUGGCUUUUGUUGGGGGUGGAUUUUGUGAGUGCUGAAGGAUCCAUGGAAGGAUCCACACUGGGCAGCUCCCUGAAGUAAUCAAGAGAAUCCUGGGAUCUCCUGAGUGGCAAGGGACCCACUGGGAUCAUCAGUCCAGCCCCAAAAUCUGAGCUUGGGCAGCGUCAGGGCUGUGCCCAUUCCCUAGGCAGUGCCCAGCACCCUCUGGAGGAAGAACCUCUCCCAAAAUCCAGCUUCUGUCCCCAAACUUGGCCUGUCUAUGAAUUCUGUGGUCCCUCCACGCUGACUCACAGCUCCUGCUCCUCCUGAAGCUGUCACAACCCUGGGGACAAGGAGGUGCCACCGUCCCUGUGCCC